UUCAGUGUGGCCGGUUAGAUUCUUCAUUUGGAAACUGGGAAUGACAAUGGCGGAGUGUUAAUGCACCAUGGCCGGUCACAGGACUAACACAGCUGAUCGCAGCAGGAGACCACAUGAAGUUAUGUGUGUGAUGUUUGGAGCUGAACUCCUGCAGAGGACCAAUUAGAGCACUUUUAAGGAGCUUUCUUUAACCAAAGUUAGGAGCGUCACGUGAAACGUGGAGUUAAAGUUAUAGCCUACUGUUUACUUUUGUGCGCGAGCCAUGGCUCUGUCCCAAAUACUGUGCCUGGACGAUAACCAUGUGAACCCGCGGACGCACGAGUCCAAACCGGAGUUCCUGUACAGCGAGGACCAGCGGCUCGCGCUGGAGGCUUUCCUGCGGGAAGGUCACGAGGCGUUUGUUAAGUACCUGGGGACCCACGGCCUGCGCGGCUUCCUCUCAGACCCGGAGCUGGACACUCUCGCCGGGGCGGUGGAGCCCUAUGACCCGGGCUUGGAGCUCUUUCCGGAGGAUGCCGAGGAAGACGAGCCCCCGCCGCUGUCAGAGCACUACUGGCCCGACCUGUCGGACACGUCCAUCCCGCAGAUGGACCUGGGCUGGCCGGAGAGCAUUUCUUACCGGGGGGUCACGCGCACUACCGUGUACACGCAGCCACCAAUGGAGGACCAGGCGCACAUCAAAGAAGUUGUCAGGAAGAUGAUUGCGCAGGCGCAAAAGGUAAUUGCAGUGGUGAUGGAUGUGUUCACCGAUGUCGACAUCUUCAGAGAUUUGCUAGAUGCUGGUUUCAAGAGGAAGGUGUCAGUCUACAUCCUGUUGGAGCGCGCAACACUACCUCAUUUCCGAUCCAUGUGUCAGAGGGCCGACAUGCAUGCCGGACACCUCAAGCACCUGCGUGUACGCUGCACACAUGGAUCAGAGUUCUACACUCGGUCCUGCACCAGAGUCAGAGGGCGAAUGGGACACAGAUUCAUGUUCAUCGAUGGCGACAAAGCUGUGUCUGGGUCGUACAGUUUCACUUGGAUGUCAUCACGGCUGGAUAGAAAUCUCAUCACCGUGACUACAGGCCAAGCAGUGGAAACGUUCGACAGGCUGUUUUGCAUCCUCUACGGAUCCUCCAGCUCGGUUGACCUCCGGCAAGUCGCCACGAAGCCUGAACCUGAGCUGGAGCCCCUCCCACAACAGGCCACAGUGCCCCUUCCUUCUGCUGCUAUUGCAAGGAAAAUGUACAACCCCAAAUACGCCCUGGUUGCUUUAAGCAGCCCCAGCCCGGCCCCUUCUGAUGGCCCCAAAGAGACCCAAAAUCCAGAGGAAUCCAAGAACCCUGAAACAAAGAAACGGAGGCGGAGGAGGGGGAGUAAAGAAGCCAUACAGGAGGCCCCUCCCACUCACCCUGGACUCAUUCUAGAGAAAGUGAACUUGAUACCAUACCUGCCCACCUGGCCAGAGCCUGACCCCUCCAGUGAUGUUAUUGGGUUCAUUAACAUUCGUGAUUCCAAAAAGCCGACUCAGGUCCAUCUGCAGAGAUCUGAGAUGUUUCAGACCAGCCAAGCGAUCAAGUUUAGCAGUCCAUUCAGCAUGCCUAAGGAAAUCCUGCCAGAGGUCGCCAAGCCAAGACAGUUCACCGUCAAACAUGAGGAGAUGAAUAAACUCAAACCAGCACAAGAUAAAACCAAAGCUGAAGAGUCGGCGGUAGGCAGAGCUCAGCCAACGCAACUCAACGCACAGCCUGGUGACAUCAAAAGCAAAGCAGAGGCACCUGGACAGAAACCACCUACAUCUGAACCAAAGUUCGAAUCUAAAAAUGACACAAUAAAGACUCUCAACGCUGAGAAUAAACUGCAUUCAAACACGCACAACAACCUAGAUGCAGGGCACAACGGUACACCUCACCUUAAUGCGCACACACCUCACCAAUCCAGCAACAAAGCAUCCACUCCUCACACUGAGAGGCCUUCACACACCACACAAAAUGCCACCGUCCUCCCCAGAUCAAACACUAAAAAUGAAACUAAUUCAAACACACAUCGUGCUGUUGUGUACAGGACGAACACCCUGGAAACGAGCAGUACAAAAACCUCACACCUGUGUCAUCCUGCUGACAUCACAGAGCCACACACACAAACAAAGACAGAUUCACACACACAGUCUGUUCAAACGCAGCCACAAAACUCCUCUGAAAUGACUCCCGACAACCACAAGCCCUCCUCGCCUACUUCUGCCACGUGCUCUCAGUCUGUCAGUUCCACCUCUGAAAACAAUCACGUCUCCGUUGCUACAAGCACGACUACCAGUGGCUGUUCUCCUUUGUCCUCCCUCAGCUCCUCUUCUUCCGUUCCUCCUCUUACCUCAUCUUCUACAACUCCAAAUCCUCACCUCCCUUCAUCCUCAACAUCCCCACCUUCAACCUCAACCCCUCCCAUCCCUAAACCUCGCACUAUCCAGCUGGUUAUCAAAGGUGGCGUAACUGGCGAUAACCAGAAGCUGCCAGAGUUCAAUGUUGUCAGGAAGCCUGAGCCCAGCACGGGGCCGCCAGUGGUUCAAAAUGUAACAACAGAAAAAGUCCCCGAGACUGUUCCAGCACUGCAGGAUGUCAGUGGAAGCUUGACAGGGGCACAAAAAGAUGUCAAGAAUGCAGAGAAAUCUCCACAGCAAGGUUUUACCUCUCAGCAGAUGAAGAAUGAGGAAGCAGUUGGACGACACGAUGACAGAGAAGGAAUGCAGUUGGUGGCUGGAAACAACCUGGAAGCAAAGUCAGAUGUUUUGAUUACUGGCAUGCCAAUAGCAGAGAGUGAAAGUUUUCGGGAAAUAAUUCCAAAAGAUGUCGAGCCCAAGACUUUGACAUCAAAAGAAAGCACAUUAACCCCACAGACAGACUGUGAAGCCGAGGCGCAGACAGAGAUAAAGGCCCCAGAAAGAGCACUAACAGGCUGUGACCUCACUGAGGUGCCAAAUGAAAAAAGUGAGAAUGUCACAGAGCACGAAACGUACCUUGCAAGAGCAUGUGUACCUCAGAGAAUAUCAUAUAAUAAUACAGAUGCAUUAGAGACUGUGGACUCUUUAAAAUCUCCAACACACACUCCUGUGUCUGCUACACACAUAUCCAAAGACAGUGCAGCUGUAGACACACAAGGCCAGCAGGUUAAUCCAGCACACCACACAGAUGGCAUACCAAAUACUGCAAAACAUAACACGCACAGCACUUUCCAAGAACAAAUUCCUAAAGCACGUGGAAGCACACACACACCUGAAAGACCCCUGCACUUGCAUCUCUCGGACAUACACACGCCGGACUUUCGUUCACCUGAGAGAGAAUCGCGGUCGCUCACGGCUCUCAUACGCACUCCGACUCCAGAUGGAUUUCUCCCGCGGACGCCCACCCCUGACUCAAGAACUCACACGCCGGAUCCACGGUCGCACACUCCAGACUUUCGAACUCCUACGCCCGACGGGUACGUCUCCGCUCUCUCCACCACCUCAGAGGAUUAUUACGAAUGUAGCGACUCUCCUUCUCCUUCUCUCCUGAACCACGAAGCGAUGGAGGAUCAUAUUGACUUUACUCUUACAAAUACUUCUUACGCUACAACCAGUCCUCUAUACAUGAAUUUUAACAGUUGUGCUGCUUCAUUGGGCAUUCCAGACAGUAAGACCUCUAGCAAUGAAACACUGAGUUCGUCUGGGCCUGCUGGAGUCUCCCCUUCUUCUCCUUUACUUGAGAAGAAGGCAAAAAUGUGGGAUGGAAAGGAAACCACAAAUGAAGAAAAUGGGAGAGAAGAGGGUGAAAACGGGAGAGUGCCAGAGAGGAGGACAGAGGGAGUUUACAAGGGGACGGAGAGGAGAGGCAGCGAGGAAGCUAACAUAACAGCAGACCAUUUAAAACAAGGAGAAAAUUCAACAGAGACAGAAGAAAACAAACACGAGGCCCAACCCCAGGCCCCGAAGAGGAAGAGGGUGAUAAACCAAUCAGCAGCUGUCGAUGGAGGAGUGACUCCAGGAGAAUUAACCAAUGACAGAACAGAGCCAAAGCGACUGUCCACAGGUGACCCUCAACCUAAGAAGACUUCUGAGGGAAAGAGACCAGACAAAGAGAAGGCAGUGGACAAGGCGUCACUAGGACCCGUCAGUGUGGAGAAGAAAGACCGGCCCCAGUUAACCAAAGAGACGGAGGGACAGAAGAUUUUGCACACUCCUCCCAAAAUUCCACGAGGACAGCAGCAGAACAAUGGAUCGUCCUCUCCUUCCCGACCACCCAGACCCCCGCGACCAAUCUCAGGCAACCAGUCUUUGGGUCCUCGUCCCUGGGAAACCCGUCAGCCGAACCAGACAGAAAGCAAGGUGCUCCACGGUAAUUUCCAGGUCUUGGAUAAUACCUCAUCACCUCGCAGGCUGCCAUCCAGACCACCUCCUCCAGUGGCAGCGGGACGGAAGCAGGCCGAAGUCUCCCCCGGCCAGCAGAGCCUCCUCUCACGACAGCCUCUAGCAGCGCAGGGCAGGACGAGACCCGGACAGUCACUAAAUCCACAUCCCUACCCAAAGCCCCAGGCCUCUUUCCUCCACAUACAAUCAAACAGAGGGGAGCAGCUCCAACCUCAUUCCCAGAACCAGAUGGUAGCACAGCGGGAAACACAUUGGCAGGAAGAAGCAAGGUCUCCAUUUAGCUUCACUUUUAGCAGGCUGUACAACUUGAAGGGUCUGAAGGACAAGGUGAGCAAGCUGCCAGCACAGAGCAAGAGAGGCAGCGCCAGCUCUCCGGGACAGGGACGCAAGAGCACGAGCUAGUCUGGUACCAUCGGUCAUCCUGGCAUCAAUACUGUAUCACACCAAGCCAAAGCAAAAAAAGCCAACUCAAAAAAAAAAAAAAAAACAGAUUUAAAGGGACAGUUCACCCGAAAAUCAAAAUUACAUAUUGUUCCUUUUACCUGUAGUGCUGUUUAUCAAUCUAGAUUGUUUUGGUGUGAGUUGCUGAGUGUUGGAGAUAUCGGCCACAGAGAUGUCAUCCUGCCUUUAAUAUAAUGGAACUAGAUGGCACUUGGAACGAGAUUGUUUGUGGUGCUCAGAAGAAACAUUUGAAAAAGCUCUUUCCAGAAAUCAUGAUGUGGUUACUCAGAUAUUCAGUAAAAACCAAACAAAAAUGAUCUCUCAUUUCUUUAGUUUGUCAACAACAGGUGAUUUCCUUAUUUUAGCAAAAUUGUAAAUGAUUGAGUUGGGGUUAUGCUCUGCCAUUUCUCCUAUAAUCAUCGCGCUGUAACCUGUGAGGUUUAUGCCAAGAUCACUUGACGACACUGACUCCUGUUCGCACACAGCGAGAAAGGAGAGGGAGAGACGCUGUGCUGCUGCCAGAGGAGCCGCUGAAUAAGUUCCCUCUGAGUGGUAACUCGCUAAAAGAGUGUGAGAAGUCCGGGGCUGUUCAUAAAACAUUCAGGACGCCACAGUUUAUUCCACACUACUGAAACUGCUCCUCUUUUUGGAACCACUGCGGAGUCUUUAAUAAUUUUGCUUUUAGCUAUGCCAUGUCACAGCCGAACUAUCAUGAGCAUCAUGAUUUACAUUUUUCAUAUGAUAUUAAAAAUUAUACCAAUAUUAUCGGGAACAAGAUGAUAUGGCACACUCCUAGCAGGAACUAUUUUCUCUCUCACGAACUACAGCCGCCUACUUUAUCACCGCACAGAAGGAAGCAUGCAUCUACUACUGCUAGUACUACUGGCGUCCUCCUUGGCUGAGCUGUAACGUUAGCUACCUCAGUGGUACUAGAUGAGCAAGCAGUAGAUGCAUGCUUCCUUCUGCACCAUGAUACGGUUGGCAGGAGUAGAGAAAAUAGUUGCCCGUAUGAAACUGCUCACAACAAGGAUUGUGGAUUAUCUUGAGUAACCAGGUCACGAUUUCUUGAGACAUUGCUUUUGAGUUUUUCAAAUGUAUUUUUUGGCACUUUGAGCACCAGCAACCUCAGCAACUCACACCAGGACAAUCUAGAUUGAUAAAUAGCACUACAGCUAAGCGGGAAAAUAUGCAUUUUUUUAUUUUGGGGUGAUCUAUGUCUUUAAGGCAGAAAGCUAUCUCUCUUGACCCAGUAUGUUUACUGUGAAAGAAAUGCCAAAAAUAACAGUUUCCACAGCGUCUGUCCUGUGAGCACAUCAAAGACUUGGCUCCUCACCACCUUUUUUACACUUGGGUUACUUCUUAACUUCGUUAUAAGCAAAUGUCUGAACUUUGACCUGUGAGUCAUUACUUGUGGGAUUAGCCGGCUCCUGUCUCAUCUGAUGGAAGAUGCACUUUAAGUUGUUUCCACAUGGCAGUAUGAAAAGGCUCCUGUGAGUGAUGUUGCUCAUUACUGGACCAAACAAAGAGUGAUAAGACUGGUCGUUUUUUCUCUUGGCUCGUCAUUGCUAAAGAACUUUUUAUGUUAAAAAAACCCCCACCUGCCUUUUCUGGCUAAACAUGGAGCUUUGUGCCUUAGGGGGUCGUGGCCUCUGAUGUUAUCAGUGGCCUGGACAUCUGGAGCUGAACCAUAGCUGCCUCUCCUAAAUUAUUACAUAGUUUGGAACGGUUUUCUUGUUGCUUGUUCACCCACUUGGCCUCACUUAUUUAACAACUGGAUAAUGGAGUUCGUGUUAACCAUUUUCACAUGAAAUUUUGGAUAUUAAAGUUGAAAGUGUUUGUAUGGCUAUAGAAGAUGAACACUGGGACUGUAUGUAAGUAUGCCUGUGACAUUGGGUAUUACACUUACUGCACAUUAGAUAGGCUGCUGUGACUUAGAUCAACUGUACAUAAUAUACUGUAGAUAGAGCAAAAACAUAAGCAGUUGCUUCCUGAAUUCACUGUGGUACACUUUAAAGGAACAGUGUGUGAGAUUUAAGGGGAUCUGGCAUCUGGCGGUUAGGAUUGCAAAUUGCAACCAGCGGAAACUUCUCCCAGUUGGAAUUCCUUCAGGAGUUUUUUUACCAGCAGCUGAAUUAUCCGCAGAGGUCUCUUCCUCUCCAAAACAAACGGACCAGGUGAUGAAAACCAGUGAAAACACAGAACACAGAAGUUUAAUGUGACAAAUCGGUGUUUCUCCUACGCUGUUACAGAAGAGCCGCUCAUCCAGCACCUGCUAACGUUUGCUCACCUUGUUUUAUUCAGACGUUGGGGAGGUUUAUACCAUGAGCCGAUUUGUCCACAAAGGUCUCAUCCUCUCUAAAACAAACGGACCAGUUCAACCAAUUAAUCAGUCAAUCAUUAAUUUGUCACUUGGAACUAUACGAGGUGCAACUUCUGUGAUUCAAACCGUUAAAAAAAAAAAAUCUGAAUAAAGCAUUUUCGCACUGUUUUUUCAACACAUUCGCACUCCGACCUCGUCACAUAUCGAUGUUUUGGUCAUGGACUUUUCACGUGAAUGUACGACUAGCAAGGUACCCUGGUUGCGUUGGUUGUUGAUGUUCUGGGACACCGUGUCAAGUUCUGCAAACACACGUGGUUGGGUUUAGGCAACAAAAACACAUGGUUAGGUUUAGGAAAACAGAACAGGGUUUGGCUUUGGCAUCUUAUGGGAUGCAAACACUGCUCUCUCGGGUGAAAGUCAGUGUUUGUUAGACCCAUCCACCCCACUUGGACUCUUGCCACCUUAACUUUUGUCCUCGUCUGGCCAUGUUUCCCCUGAUGCCGCCGGGUGCUGUUAAAUUACAAUAGCAACCGGCUGCGUAUCAUGCAGACGUUAAAGGACGCCUUAUUUCAUUGGUUUCCAAGUGCCGGAUUUUGAUGACUUCGGAGUGAGACAAGGCUCUUUUUUUUUUUUUGAUGCUCUUGUCAUGAAGGCGCUUCUAAUUAUGGUGACCGACACGAAAACACGAAUGGCUCUAUCUAGAACCAGUGUUUGGUUUUGUCCAUUCUGAGCUACUGUAGAAACAUGGCGGUACAAUAUGGUGAUCUCGAUAAAUGAGGACCUGCUCCCUAUGUAGAUAUAAACACCUCAUUCUAAGGUAACGAAAACAACGAUUCUUAUUUUCAGGUGAUUAUACACUAAAGAAAACACACUCAUUGAAUGAUAUUACAUUUCUGCCAGUAUAUCCCCCUAAAUCCCUCACACUGGACCUUUAAGUGUCUUAAAUUAACCACUUCCUCUUUUUUUUGUCUUUUAUGUCAUUUCACUCAGACAGAUUUCAAAUGUGGGAGAUCCUCUUUGCUUGCAGUUAUAUGCUAUCUUUGGUUGGUGCUGUGUGAAUGUGAACAGUAUGAGUGACUGCGAGUCAUCACACUGCACAUUAAUGGAGUUUAAAAUAGGUACUAUUAUCACAUGUUUGAUUAAAGCAUGAGAAUGUACACGCACACUGUAUUUACAGAUGUACUGUAUCUUGUGCGAUAGUGAACAAUGCUGAACACUACUGAAUGUCACAGACUGUGUUGGAGAGGUUUACUGUUCUCCAGCACCACUUUACAUUCUGUGAGCAGACAAAUAAGUAAAUGUUCAAAUGGCUGACCUCAUGACAGCGGCUGUUUAUAUUGUGUUUAUACGAGCUGGGAGCGUUUGUCCCACAUUUGUAUUAUAACAAGCCAAGUUUUUCCUCUGCUGUGCAUUUAAGUGUUUACGAUACAAAUAUGAAUGCUGAAACUGUU
Epinephelus moara (kelp grouper) is the source of this 8587-nucleotide messenger RNA. Its product is annotated as serine-rich adhesin for platelets-like. The transcript is spliced from 5 exons. Bases 263 to 4777 code for a protein of 1504 amino acids. The record is from RefSeq and is a predicted model, not a curated record. Lineage: Eukaryota; Metazoa; Chordata; Actinopteri; Perciformes; Serranidae.